GAGGAGCAACAACGAUCAGAUCAGUGUAACAACAUUUGGCGUUUACAAAGCUAAACUUGAGUGAUCAACAAAAUAAUUGUUUGCUAAUUUUUUCAAGUGUAUAGAAUAUACAAAAACAACAUAAAACAAAAUGCCUUGCCCAUGUGGAAGCGGAUGCAAAUGCGGCUCAGAGCCUAAGACUGGCAAUUGUGGUUGCGGUUCGGCCUGCAAAUGCUGUCCCUGUGGAAGCGCUUGCAAAUGCGGCUCAGGAACUCAAAGCGGCAGUUGCGGUUGCGGUUCCAGCUGUAAAUGUGGCCAAUAACAAGCAUCAUCAAAUAACAUCUGUGGAAAUGACCGUACCUUAUUAAGUUUAAGCAGUUUUUUUAAUUUAUUUUCAUAAAUACAUACAUACAUGUGUACAUACAAACAUACAUACAUGCAUACAUAUGUACAUAUAAGAAAAUUAUUUGAACACUUGUACGUAAUGCAAAAGUAAACCUAUCGCAUUUCUUUAUCAAUAAACAACAAAACAGAAAUAAAUCCA
Messenger RNA from Rhagoletis zephyria (snowberry fruit fly), 523 nucleotides. RefSeq names its product metallothionein-1-like. The record is from RefSeq and is a predicted model, not a curated record. Gene Ontology annotation, molecular function: metal ion binding. Lineage: Eukaryota; Metazoa; Arthropoda; Insecta; Diptera; Tephritidae.